AUGGUUGUCCUGGUCCAGAUGCAGCAAAUCAGACACAAACCAUUAUACCACCACCAUGAUGACCUGUUGAUGUCCUUCGAUGAAAAACAAAAUCGAAUGCAGAAGAUGCUGGAAGAGAUGCAAAAAAACAGAGAAGAGAAGAAAAAAAGUGCAGGAGAUCCUAAUUCCCUGCUUUUCCCCGAAUCUAAUCUGUUUAGAACAUGGGGUAGAAAUCUUUCCCAUGACGAGCAGCGUGAGGCGCAGGAGGGCUUUAAAAAAUAUGGAUACAAUGUCUACCUGAGUGACCGGCUACCAAUUAACCGACCACUACCAGACACCCGUGAUCCCAGGUGUGCUACGAAGGUGUAUCCAGAGCAGCUCCCUUCACUCAGUGUGGUUCUGAUCUACCUGAACGAGGCUCUGUCGAUCUUAAAGAGAGCCAUACACAGCAUCAUCCACAGAACGCCUGCUGACCUGCUCAAGGAGAUCAUACUGGUGGACGAUCACAGCACUAAUGAGGACCUGAGAGGGAGUUUUGAUUUCUACAUUGCCAGUACACUGAAGCAGCAUCCUCACCUGAAAAUCCUGAGAGUGAGACACGAUCGGCAGAUGGGCCUCGCCCAUGCACGAGUCUCUGGUUGGACUGCCGCUAGUGCUGACGUGGUGGCCAUUUUAGAUGCACAUAUAGAGGUCAAUGUGCAGUGGGCAGAGCCACUGCUAGCGCAGAUCAAGGCAGACAGAACAGUGAUUGUCUCCCCUGUGUUUGACAAAGUCAAUUAUUACGACCUUGAAGUUGUUCGGUAUAUGCCUGCUGCCCAUGCCUUUGACUGGUCGCUGUGGUGUAUGUACGAGUCUUUCAACCCUGAAUGGUAUACACACAAUGACGCCUCAAUUCCUGGAAAGUCUCCCUCCGUUAUGGGAAUUCUGGUUGCAGACAGAGCUUUUCUGGGUGAGAUCGGCAGCCUGGACGCAGGAAUGGAGGUUUACGGUGGAGAAAAUGUAGAGCUUGGUAUUCGGGUGAGAUUUAUUAAGCAGUGUUGCUGUUACUAUGUGGCUUUAAUUUACUUGCAAAAGCAAGUUCAUGUUCAGGUAUGGACGUGUGGUGGGAGCAUCGAGGUAGUGCCGUGCUCCAAGAUCGCCCACAUAGAGAGAGCCCACAAACCGUAUAUGCCCGACCUGAGCCAUGCCAUGAAGAGAAACGCCCUGCGAGUGGCUGAUAUCUGGAUGGAUGAGUACAAGUAUCAUGUUAACAUAGCCUGGAAUCUUCCCUUUAAAGAUCAUGGCAUUGAUAUUGGGGAUACGUCAGAAAGAAAGAAACUCAGAGAGAAACUAGGCUGUAAACCGUUCAAGUGGUAUUUGGAGAAUGUUUAUCCUAAACUAGACAGCUGGAUCGACCUUGUGGGCUACGGAGGAAUGAAAAAUUUAGAUGCACUGCUGUGCUUGGAUCAAGGUCCUAUACCAGGUCAUGUUCCUGUAGCCUACACAUGCCACUAUUAUAGUUCUCAGCAUACCUUUUACCAAGAAAGCAGCAAGUUCUAUAUUGGUGGGAUCCAGUCUCAUAAAUAUAAUGACAACAGGUGUCUGGUGGAUCCUGGCACGGGGAAUGUCCCUGGUUUAUACCCAUGCAAAGAGGCCUUGAUGAGGAAUAUGGGCAUAUACUGGGAUUUUAAACAGGGUGGUGAACUGCGCAAUCGAGUGACAAACAAGUGUUUGGAAAUACACCAUCACACUCUUGUUAUUCAGAAAUGCUCAGGACAGCGAUGGGAGAUUCAACAUGUUAUCAAACUCUCCUGAUGGUUUUCCCUGUCUCAUUUUCAUUUGCAUGUUCAUGUAAAACUCUAAUGGGAUGUACAAUAUAUACGUAAAUGCCUACAAGUGUACAAGAAUCUUAAACAUAGGAUAUUUUAUAUGAAUAAUUCUUCUUUCUUUAAAAAAAAAAAAAAAAUCAAAUGUCCUUACAACAGCAAAUGUCCUGUUUAUUAAUAUGGAAUAUAAGGAUGUAAUGUGAAGAUCUAUGUAAGGAACACACACUGGGGUGGUGUAAUACAGUCCAUCGCAAAGGGGAGUUACUGUUAAC
Molecule: messenger RNA, 2056 nt
Organism: Ictalurus punctatus (channel catfish)
Lineage: Eukaryota; Metazoa; Chordata; Actinopteri; Siluriformes; Ictaluridae
Product: probable polypeptide N-acetylgalactosaminyltransferase 8
Cellular component (GO): Golgi apparatus
Source: RefSeq, a predicted model, not a curated record